AUGCCAGAGAACGUUGGUUUCGUUGUAGCACUGAUGCUGUCAGCUGUCCUUGCAGCUGCAGGGCUUCCCUCAGAGAACAUUGUGUACCCGAGAAUACUUCAAUCGAGAGAUCAGAAUGGCGAAAAGACGCUCUACAUUCGUCACGGACUCGUGCUGAGCCUCGAAAAGAGCAAAGUUUUCUCGGACAACUUUGUCUUCUCAAUAGACGACGGUGUAAAUCGACACGACAAAUUCAUGGAUGGCAAGGACCUAGAAAGAAAUUUGUAUCAAGACCGAAACCACACCUCUGUUGUGUUUGUUGAUGAAGAAAAAGGAACUGUUCAAGUGAGGGGAAUCCUCGACAACAAAUUCUCAAUCGAGCCAAUCGCGUCGAAUGGCCGGUCAGAAGAUGAUCUCGUUGCUCACUCAUUAUUAGAUCUUGAGGACAUCGAUAAUCCACACGGCGCCGACUCUGCUCAAGAUCUAAGCCUCCUAACAAAGGAUGUUGGCCCGUCCACCCCUGAAGUGACUGAAAGAAAGCUCAACAACGUACCGGAAAAAUUUAUCGUAGAAGUCAGAAUAUUUUCAGACCCUUCUCACGGCCCAAACAAAACAAUGGAUGAUUUCAUCCAGUAUUUUGGCAUCAUAAUGAGUAAGGUGAACCAGUAUUACAGCCAACUGACCAGGCCCAAAGUACAGUUCAUCGUCCUGAGCAUUACAAAACUCACGAACUACACGUUCACUCGUCUCAUACCCGAUCCUGCACGCAAUAGAUCGAUGAUCCACCUAUGCGGAACCUUGGGCAGCUUCUUCAAUUACGUGAACGCAACGUACACGAGGGACGCACGAGAUGCUAUUGUCUAUGUCACGUCGCUCUCGAAUGGAGCUAUUGGUGGAUGCUCAAAUUAUUGCCACGUGUGCAAGGACAACUCCAUCACCACUCAAACGAUGAACUUCGGCCGAAUUGGAACAUGGGAGCCCCUAGUAAUAGCUCAUGAACUGGCACACUCGCUCGGAAUGACUCACGAAGGAGAGCGUCCUGUGUAUUACACACCGGGGAAGAAAGGGCUCCGUUGCAGGAAGCAGGAGUUCGGAUCUGUUAUGGGUUCCGGCAAACCACCGCACUAUUUCUCGCGUUGUCUUCAAGACCAGGCGAGAGGAUGUCUGAUGACGAAGACGAAGCGGUGCUUUGAUCUGACGGGGGGCAAGCCACUUUUCUGAGCGAAAACAAAGCCUACCAGAAGUAAAUAAAACAGGGAUUUUGAUUGCG
This is a messenger RNA of Ixodes scapularis (black-legged tick), 1249 nucleotides long. Its product is annotated as venom metalloproteinase antarease-like TtrivMP_A. Gene Ontology annotation, biological process: proteolysis. The transcript is spliced from 12 exons. Lineage: Eukaryota; Metazoa; Arthropoda; Arachnida; Ixodida; Ixodidae. The record is from RefSeq and is a predicted model, not a curated record. Gene Ontology annotation, molecular function: metalloendopeptidase activity. Bases 1 to 1200 code for a protein of 399 amino acids.